This is a messenger RNA of Poecilia latipinna (sailfin molly), 10287 nucleotides long. Its product is annotated as ubiquitin carboxyl-terminal hydrolase 34-like. NCBI's taxonomy places the organism in Eukaryota, Metazoa, Chordata, Actinopteri, Cyprinodontiformes, Poeciliidae. Bases 1 to 10287 code for a protein of 3428 amino acids. The transcript has 74 exons. Gene Ontology annotation, biological process: protein deubiquitination. Gene Ontology annotation, cellular component: cytosol; nucleus. Gene Ontology annotation, molecular function: cysteine-type deubiquitinase activity. The record is from RefSeq and is a predicted model, not a curated record.
AUGCAGGACGUGGAGGUGCCGCUUCACCUCCUUCGCUACGUCUGUCUGUUUUGUGGGAAACACGGCCUCUCCCUGAUGAAGGAAUGCUUUGAGCUGGGCACACCAGAGAGCCUCCCCUUCCCCAUCGCUCAUGCCUUUAUCACAAUUGUCUCAAAUAUACGAAUAUGGUUGCACAUUCCUGCAGUUAUGCAGCACAUCAUACCCUUCCGCACCUAUGUAAUACGGUACCUGUGUAAGCUAUCCGACCAGGAGCUGCGCCAAAGCGCCGCCCGCAACAUGGCCGACCUGAUGUGGAGCACGGUGAAGGAGCCGCUGGACAGCGCGCUGUGCUUCGACAAGGAGAGCCUGGACCUCGCCUUCAAGUACUUCAUGUCUCCCACUCUCACCAUGCGGUUAGCCGGACUCAGCCAAAUCACGAACCAGCUCCACACAUUUAACGACGUGUGCAACAACGAGUCGCUGGUGUCUGACACAGAAACGUCCAUAGCAAAGGAGCUAGCAGACUGGCUAAUCCACAACAACGUGGUGGAGCACAUAUUCGGACCCAAUUUGCACAUUGAGAUCAUUAAGCAGUGCCAAGUGAUCCUGAACUUCUUGGCUGCGGAGGGCCGGCUCAGCACGCAGCAUAUAGACUGUAUCUGGGCUGCAGCUCAGUUGAAACACUGCAGCCGCUACAUCCAUGACCUUUUCCCGUCGUUAAUAAAGAACCUGGACCCAGUGCCUCUCCGUCACGUCCUGAACCUGGUGUCGGGCCUGCAUCCCAGCGCCCACACUGAGCAGACGUUGUACCUGGCCUCCAUGCUGAUAAAGGCUCUGUGGAACAACGCUCUUGCAGCCAAGGCCCAGCUCUCCAAACAGAGCUCUUUUGCUUCGCUGCUGAACACCAACCUCCCCAUGGGGAACAAGAAAGGCUCUCCGGCUGCCAGUCCGGACAGCAGCGAUAACAGCGACACGCAGCACAGCGGCGGCAGCGACAUGGAGAUGGACGAUCAGAUGAUGGUGCCCAGCAACAAGAGGAGCCAGCAGCGGCUCUCAGAUACCGAGGAGUCGAUGCAGGGAAGCUCCGACGAGACGGCCAACAGCGUGGAGGAGGGCAGCAGCGGCCCCGGCAGCAGCAGCGGGCGCAGCGAGGCCUCCAGCAACGAGGCCGCCUCCAGCCGCGCCAGCCAAUCAGCCGGCAGCCCCGGCAGCGAGCUGCACUCUGACGACAUGGCCGACAGCGAGGCCCUGAAGGAGGAGGAGGAGGAGGACGAGGAGGAGGAUGAGGAGGAGGACGAGGACGACGACGAGGAAGACGACGACGAAGGGAACGCGUCCAACGCCGAGGACGGGCAGCAGAAGGAGGGGCACACCGAGACGAGGAAGAGGAAGGCCGGGGAGGCGCUCGGCGAGGGGUCGGCUCACGGCGUGGGCCCCAUCGGGUCAGGGGGAGGAGCCAAAACCAAAGUCCUCCAGUUCAGCCCGGAGACGUCCGCUGUCAUGGUAACGGCGGCGUCGACUUCUUUAGAGGGCCGGUUGCGGCUGCUGGAUGCUUGCUCUUCGUCGUCAUCGGUGCGGGCCGAGGCGAUGGAGCCCCAGCAGCAGCCGGAGGACAUCAGCCCGUCUCAGAUGGGCCAGGGGCCCCAGGAGCCGCCCUGCCUGCCCAGGCCGGGGGACUUCCUGGGAGAGGCCAUGAGCAGCGAGCUGUUCAACUGCCGCCGGUUCAUCGGCCCGCAGCACCACCACCACCACCACCACCACCAUCAUCAUCAUCACCACCAUCACCACGAAGGUCCCAUGGUGGAGGACAUGCUGAGUGCUGAUGACGUCAGCUGCAGCAGCUCCCAGGUCAGCGCCAAGUCAGAGAAAAACAUGGCCGACUUUGACGGCGAGGAGUCGGGCUGCGAGGAGGAGCUGGUCCAGAUCAACUCCCAUGCUGAGCUCAGCUCCCACCUGCAGCAGCACCUCCCCAACCUGGCCUCCAUCUACCAUGAGCACCUGGUGCAAGGUCCAUCUGUUCAUAAACAUCAGUACUCCAGCCACGCCAUGACCGACAUCAACCUCGAUAAUGUCUGUAAGAAGGGGAAUACGCUGCUCUGGGAUUUGGUGCAGGACGAAGACGCGAUUCAUCUCUCUGAGGGUCUGAUUAACGAAGCGGAGAAGCUGCUGUGUUCUCUGGUCUGCUGGUUCACCGACAGACAGAUCCGAAUGCGCUUCAUCGAGGGUUGCCUUGACAACUUGGCCCAUCAUCGGUCCGUCGUGGUUUCCUUGCGCUUACUUCCUAAGCUUUUUGGCACUUUCCAGCAGUUUGGCUCCAGUUACGACACCCACUGGAUUACUAUGUGGGCUGAGAAGGAGCUGCACAUGAUGAAGCUGUUCUUCGACAACCUGCAACACUACAUCCAAGAAGUCCGAGAACACCGACACAAGUUUGCUCUGUACAGCCACAGUGCAGAGGUGCAGGUCCGCCUGCAGUUCCUCACCUGCGUCUUCUCAACGCUGGGAUCACCAGACCACUUCAGACUGAGUCUGGAACAGGUGGACAUCCUGUGGCACUGUCUGGUAGAAGACGCUGAAUGCUACGAUGAUGCGCUGCACUGGUUCCUCAAUCAGGUUCGCAGCAAGGACCAGCACGCCAUGGGCAUGGAGACGUACAAGCACCUUUUUCUGGAGAAGAUGCCUCAGCUGAAACCAGAAACCAUCAGCAUGACCGGCCUCAACCUCUUCCAGCACCUCUGCAACCUGGCUCGCCUCGCCACCAGCACCCUGGACAACGCCUCCAGCUGCGAGCUGUGUGGGAUGGACCAGCUGUGGGGAAUCGCUCUGAGAGCUCAGUCUGCUGACAUCUCCCGCGCCGCCAUCCAGUACAUCAACUCCUACUACAUCAACGCUGGUAAGACGGGCCUGGAGAAGGAGCAGGAGUUCAUCAGGAAGUGCAUGGAGAGCCUCCUGAUGGCCUCAGCCAACAUGGAGAAGGACGGUCACUCCAGCCUGACCAGCAUCGAGCGGGGGCUGCUCAUGCUCAAAACGCACCUAGAGGCCUUCCGACGCAGGUUUGCGUAUCACCUUCGGCAGUGGCAGAUCGAGGGGACGGGAAUCAGCAGCCAUCUGAAAGCUCUGAGUGACAAACAGUCUCUGCCUCUCAGGAUCGUCUGUCAGCCUGCUGGCCUUCCUGACAAGAUGACCAUUGAGAUGUAUCCCAGUGAUCAGGUUGCUGACCUGCGGGCUGAGGUGACCCACUGGUACGAGAACCUGCAGAAGGAGCAGAUGAACCAGCAGGCGCAGCUGCAGGAGUUCGGUCAGAGCAGCCGGCAGCAGGGCGACUUCCCAGGUGGUUUGAUGGGACCAGUUCGAAUGAUCUCCUCCGGCCACGAACUCACUACAGAUUACGACGAAAAGACUCUGCAUGAGCUGGGAUUUAAAGACAUGCAGAUGGUGUUUGUCUCUCUGGGAGCGCCACGGAGGGAGAGGAAGGGGGAGGGCGUCCAGCUGCCGGCCUCCUGUCUGCCUCCGCCGCAGAAGGAGCACAUCCCCAUGCUGCUGCUCCUCCAGGAGCCACACCUCACCACGCUGUUCGACCUGCUGGAGAUGCUGGCCUGUUUCAAACCUCCCAGUCCAAACACAGAGAAGCUGCAGGAGAGCCCAGAGAGCGCACGCUGCGAGGAGCUCCACCUCCACGCAGAGAAUCUGUCCCGUCGGGUUUGGGAGCUGCUCAUGCUCCUCCCUACGUGUCCCAAGAUGCUGCAGGCCUUCCAGAACAUCUCAGACGAGGCGAGCGGGGAGGGCCUUUGUUGGAAGGAGCUGUUGAGGAUUAAAAGUCCCCACAAGCUGCUGUACGCGCUGGAGAUCAUCGAGGCGCUGGGAAAACCCAACAGGCGCAUCCACAGAGAGUCGACUGGCAGCUACAGCGAUCUGUACCCAGACUCUGACGACUCCAGUGAAGAUCAGAUAGAAAACAGCAAGAACACCUGGAGCUGCAAGUUUGUUUCAUCUGGAGGUCUCCAGCUGCUCCUGGAGAUCUUCAACUCUGGCAUCCUGGAGCCCAAAGAUCAGGAGUCCUGGACUGUGUGGCAGCUGGACUGCCUCGCCUGCCUCCUGAAGCUGAUCUGCCAGUUCGCAGUCGACCCCGCAGACCUGGACCUGGCCUACCACGACGUCUUUUCCUGGUCCGGCCUUGCCGAGAGCCAACGCAAACGGGCGUGGCCUGGAAAAUCCCGCAAAUCCACGGUGGAGCACGGAAAAAGCCUGCACAUCCCGCGCCUUACAGAGGUCUUCCUCAGUCUCGUUCAGGGCACCAACCUGAUUCAGCGGCUCAUCAAUGUGGCCUACACCUACGACAACCUCGCACACAGAGUCCUAAAGGCUCAGUCUGACCACAGGUCGCGGCAUGAAGUGACUCACUACUCGAUGUGGCUGCUGGUGAGCUGGGCUCACUGCUCGUCCACUGUGAAGUCCAGCCUGGCCGACAGCGACCACCUCCACGAUUGGCUCAAGAAGCUCACGCUGCUGGUUCCUGAGCCGGCCGUGAGGCACGAGGCGUGUAACGGCCUCUACAAGCUCUCCCUGUCCGGUUUGGAGGGUGGAGAGUCCAUCAACCGAUCCUUUCUGCUUCUUGCCGCCUCCACGCUGCUCAAAUUCCUGCCUGAUGCUCAGGCUCUCAAACCACUACGGGUGGAGGAUUACGAGGAGGAGCCUCUGCUGCGGACCGGCUGUAAGGAAUAUUUCUGGCUUCUCUGCAAACUCAUCGAUAACAUCCACGUGAAAGAUGCCAGCCAGAAGGUCUCUCCCUCUCUGUCGCUGACCGGCACGAUGCAGACCACGCUGCUGGACCUCGACGCUCUCGCCCGGCACCUCGCCGACUGCAUCAGGAGCCGGGAGAUCCUGGACCAGCAGGACGGGAACAUCGAGGACGACGGGUUGACGGGCCUCCUGCGUCUCGCCACCAGCGUCCUCAAGCACAAGCCGCCGUUCAAGUUCUCCCGCGAGGGACAGGAGUUUCUGCGGGACGUCUACAACCUCCUCUUCCUCCUGCCCAGCCUGGCCGACCGGGCUCAGCCCAAGUGCAAGUCCCACCCCGCCCGCGCGGCCGCCUACGACCUGCUGGUGGAGAUGGUGAAGGGCUCGGUGGAGAACUACCGGCUGCUGCACAACUGGGUCAUGUCGCAGCACAUGCAGUCUUCUCACGCCCCGUAUAAGUGGGACUACUGGCCCCACGACGACGUCCGGGCCGAGUGCCGCUUCGUUGGGCUGACGAACCUCGGAGCAACCUGCUACAUGGCGUCCACCAUCCAGCAGCUGUACAUGAUCCCUGAGGCCCGACAAGCCGUCUUCACUGCACAGUACUCUGAGGAGAUCAAACACAAGACGACGCUGCUGGAGCUGCAAAAGAUGUUCACCUAUCUCAUGGAGAGCGAGAGGAAGGCGUACAACCCUCGACCUUUCUGCAAAACGUAUACGAUGGACAAACAGCCUCUGAACACCGGCGAGCAGAAAGACAUGACCGAGUUCUUCACCGACCUCAUCACCAAGAUCGAGGAAAUGUCCCAGGAGCUGAAAAACACGGUAAAGACUCUGUUUGGAGGCGUCAUCACCAACAACGUUGUUUCUCUGGAUUGUGACCAUGUCAGUCAGACUGCAGAGGAGUUUUACACAGUCAGAUGUCAAGUGGCGGACAUGAAGAACAUCUACGAGUCUCUGGACGAGGUGACCAUCAAGGACACGCUGGAAGGCGACAACAUGUACACCUGCUCGCAGUGCGGCAAGAAGGUCCGCGCAGAGAAAAGAGCUUGCUUCAAGAAGCUGCCGCGCAUCCUGAGCUUCAACACCAUGAGGUACACAUUCAACAUGGUGACCAUGAUGAAGGAGAAGGUGAACACACACUUCUCCUUCCCGCUGCGCCUCGACAUGACUCCCUACACGGAGGACUUCCUCAUGGGCAAAGGAGAGCGCAAAGAGGGUUUUCGGGAAGAGGGGGAGCAGAGCGUUACGGAGAGCUACGAGUACGACCUCAUCGGUGUCACCGUGCACACGGGCACCGCGGACGGCGGCCAUUACUACAGCUUCAUCAGGGACAUCGUCAACCCCCACGCCUACAAGAACAACAAGUGGUAUCUGUUCAACGAUGCAGAGGUGAAGCCCUUCGACUCGGCCCAGCUGGCCUCCGAGUGCUUCGGAGGAGAGAUGACGACCAAAACCUACGACUCCGUCACCGACAAGUUCAUGGAUUUCUCCUUCGAGAAGACACACAGUGCCUACAUGCUGUUCUACAAGCGAGUGGAGCUGGAGGAAGAAAACGGAAAAGAUUUCAGUUUUGAUGUCUCUCCUGAUCUGCUCGAGUGGAUUUGGCAUGACAACAUGCAGUUUCUGCAGGACAAAAACAUCUUUGAGCACACAUAUUUUGGAUUCAUGUGGCAGCUGUGCAGCAGCAUCCCCAGCACCUUACCGGACCCUAAAGCCGUCUCACUCAUGACCGCAAAGCUCAGCACAUCUUUUGUUCUUGAGACUUUCAUUCACUCUAAAGAGAAGCCCACCAUGCUGCAGUGGAUUGAACUUCUCACCAAGCAGUUCAACAACAACCAGGCAGCCUGCGAGUGGUUUCUGGAUCGGAUGGCGGACGAUAACUGGUGGCCGAUGCAGAUCCUCAUAAAAUGCCCCAAUCAGAUCGUCAGACAGAUGUUCCAGAGGUUGUGCAUUCAUGUCAUCCAGAGGCUGCGGCCAGUUCACGCCCACCUGUACCUGCAGCCAGGAAUGGAGGACGGCUCCGAUGACAUGGACGGCCCCGUGGAGGACAUCGGGAGUCGAUCCUGUGUCACUCGAUUCGUCAAGACCCUUCUGUCCAUCAUGGAGCACGGCGUCAAGCCUCACAGCAAACACCUGACCGAGUACUUCGCCUUUCUCUACGAGUUCGCCAAGAUGGGGGAGGAAGAGAGUCAGUUCCUGUUGUCACUACAAGCCAUUUCCAUCAUGGUGCACUUUUACAUGGGAACCAAAGGUCCAGAAAAUCCUCAGGUUGAGGUGCUGUCAGAGGAAGAGGCAGAGGAGGAGGAUGAAGAGGAGGACAUCUUGUCUCUAGCAGAGGAGAAAUAUCGUCCAGCUGCUCUGGAGAAGAUGAUCGCGCUCAUCGCUUUGCUUGUGGAGCAGUCUCGCUCUGAGAGACAUCUGACUCUUUCCCAGAGCGACAUGGCGGCUCUGACCGGAGGAAAAGGUUUCCCCUUCCUGUUCCAGCACAUCCGAGACGGCAUCAACAUCAGACAGACCUGCAACCUCAUCUUCAGCCUCUGUCGCUAUAACAACCGCCUGGCUGAACACAUCGUGUCGAUGCUCUUCACCUCCAUUGCCAAACUCACUCCUGAGGCUGCCAAUCCUUUCUUCAAGCUGCUGACCAUGUUGAUGGAGUUCGCAGGCGGACCUCCGGGGAUGCCCUCCUUCGCCUCCUACAUCCUCCAAAGGAUCUGGGAGGUGAUCGAGUAUAACCCUUCCCAGUGUUUGGACUGGCUGGCCGUCCAGACUCCCAGGAACAAACUGGCUCACAGCUGGGUGCUGCAGAACAUGGAGAACUGGGUGGAGCGCUUCCUUCUGGCGCACAACUACCCCCGAGUCCGCACAUCUGCCGCGUACCUCCUGGUCUCCCUCAUCCCCAGUAACUCCUUCCGCCAGAUGUUCCGCUCCACUCGCUCCCUCCACCUGCCCACCCGCGAGCUGCCGCUGUCCCCUGACACCACCGUGGUGCUGCAUCAGGUCUACAACCUGCUGCUGGGGCUGCUGGGCCGGGCCAAGCUGUACGUGGACGCCAGCGUUCACGGGACCACCAAGCUGGUGCAAUAUUUCAGCUUCAUGACUUACUGCCUCAUCUCCAAGACGGAGAAACUCAUGUUCUCCGGAUACUUCAUGGACCUGUGGAACCUGUUCCAGCCGAAGCUGUCGGAGCCGGCCAUCGCCACUAACCACAACAAGCAGGCGCUGCUGUCCUUCUGGUACAACGUGUGUGUGGAUUGUCCCGAGAACGUCAGGCUGGUGGUGCAGAACCCCGUGGUGACCAAGAACAUCGCCUUCAACUACAUCCUGGCGGAUCACGACGACCAGGAGGUGGUGCUGUUCAACCGGGGCAUGCUGCCCGCCUACUACGGCAUCCUGCGGAUGUGCUGCGAGCAAUCGCCCGCCUUCACCCGCCAGCUGGCGUCGCACCAGAACAUCCAGUGGGCCUUCAAGAACCUGACGCCGCACGCCAGCCAGUAUCCAGGGGCGGUGGAGGAGCUGUUCAACUUGAUGCAGCUGUUUGUGGCUCAGCGCGUCGACAUGAAGGAGGAGGAGCUGGACGACAUCAAGCAGUUUAAGAAAACCACCAUCAGCUGCUACCUGCGAUGCCUGGAUGGACGCUCCUGCUGGACCACCCUCAUCAGUGCCUUCAGAGUUCUGCUGGAGAACGACGAGGACCGACUGCUGGUUGUGUUCAACAGAGGCCUCAUCCUCAUGACCGAGUCCUUCAACACGCUGCACAUGAUGUACCACGAGGCCACGGCGUGCCACGUCACCGGAGACCUGGUGGAGCUGCUCUCCAUCUUUCUGUCCGUCCUCAAAUCCACCCGGCCGUUCCUGCAGCGCAAAGAUGUGAAGCAGGCUCUGAUCCAGUGGCAGGAGAGGAUCGACUUCGCACACAAGCUGCUGACUCUGCUCAACUCGUACAGCCCUCCUGAGCUGCGGAACGCCUGCCUCGAUGUGCUGAAGGAGCUGGUGCUGCUGAGUCCUCAUGACUUCCUGCACACCCUGGUGCCGUUCCUGCAGCACAACCACUGCACCUACCACCACAGCAACAUCCCCAUGUCGUUUGGCCCCUACCUGCCCUGCAGGGAGAACAUCAAGCUGAUGGGAGCCAAAAACAACAUCCGGCCUCCCAGACCAGAACUCAACAUGUGUCUGCUGCCGUCGUUGGUGGAGAGCAGCAAGGGGAAAGACGAGGUUUACGACCGGAUGCUGCUGGAUUACUUCCUGUCCUACCAUCAGUUCAUUCACCUCCUGUGUCGCGUCGCCAUCAACUGCGAGAAGUUCACCGAGACGCUCGUCAAACUAAGCGUCCUGAUCGCGUAUGAAGGACUCCCUCUUCAUCUCGCUCUCUUCCCCAAACUGUGGACAGAGCUCUGCCAGUCACAGUCUGUUUUGGCUAAAACCUGUGUGAAGCUGCUGUGUGAAGACCCGGCCUUCAGCGAAUACGUCAAAUGCAUCCUGAUGGACGAGAGGACGUUCCUCAACAACAGCGUGGUCUACUCCUUCCUCACCUGCUUCCUGCCCAAGAUCCAGGUGCUGUCCGGGCCCAGCUGCUCCAACCUGAUCAGCGUUUUAGUGACCAACCUGCUGACGGAGCAGAGCAACCUGCAGCCGGAGCUGGCGCUGCACCGCGUGGAGCUGAACAAGACCAGCAGCCUGCUGAACGCUGAUUUGAGGUCGUUGGUGUUGCUGCUCUCCAUCCAGCCGCCCCCGAGCAUCGAUGCCGCCCUGUGCCCGGCCCUGCAGGAGCUGCUGGGUCGCUGCCGCCUCUGUCUGCAGCAGCGCAGCUCUCUGGAGCUGGAGGCCAAGGACCUCAAGUCCAAAGCCGAGGACGAAGGAGCGACGCCGGUGAAGCGCCGCAGGGUGAGCAGCGACGACGACAGAGCUGCGGACGCAGCCGCGCCGCUCUGCAUGGCGACUUCCUCCUCUUCCUCGGUGCUCCCCGUCUGCGGCGACCCGAAGCCCGACCAGCAGGAGGCGCUGACGCCCGCCAGCACCUCCGACACGGAAACGCGCGACUCGUCGUCCCUCAUCGAUCCCGGCACCGAGCAGGACCCUCCGUCUCCAGAACCGACGCCGGCCACUUCCCGGAACAUGGACUCCGCUCUGAAGGAGGAGAAGAUGGAGGUGUCCUCUUCGUCGUCCUCCUCGUUCUCCUCCUCCUCUUCCUCCUCGCUGCUGCAGGACGCAGGCGACGGGUUCGUCCAGGUGGAGGAGCCCGAGGCGCCGCAGCCGGGCGGCGCCGCCGAAGAGCGGGAAGAGGAGCGGCGAAGAGCGGAGCCGCCGCCGCCGGCUCCCUCCGACGGGGAGGCGAAGGAUUCGGCGGCGGCUAACGUUAGCGGUUCCGCUCCGACGCUCCCGGAGGACGCCACCUCGCCGUCCGCCAUCGGGUUGGUCGGGGACGGGUCCGACGGCGCCGGCACCUCCCAGGUCAUCCUGAGCGGCGGCGCCCCGCCGCCCGACAUGCUGGACAUGCUGCACAGGACGGUAGAGGCCACCAUCGCCAUAGUUACCAAACUGUCUGUCAAAGCGACGCCAUCCUCAUGA